UCUCCCUGCCACUCCCAAGAUGGCGCCGGGGCCCAAACGGCUUCCCCGCAGCCCUGCGAUAACAUCGCCCCCCUCUUUCCACGCCCAAGAUGGCGCCCGCGCUCCCCAAUAGCCUCCCCUCUGUCUGCCGGCGGACCUUCCCAAGAUGGCGGCGCCGCCUGGACGCCCUCCUCCCCCGUGACGUCAGCGGGGGAGGGCGGGCGGCCUUAAAGGAGCCAUGACCCCGCGGAGGCCGCCGCUGAGACCGGAGCGGGGCGGAAGGCGGCGACCGACGGUUGCUUUCUGCAUGGGCAGAGCCCCGCGGCAGUCAUGGGGCAGGGCGAGUCGGAGCAGCAGGAGGAGGCGGAGGAUGCGUCCCUGACGGCCGUGCUGCCCAGGCUGUUUGCCGACGAGCAGCUCUCCACCGGGGCGGUACUGGGGGUGAUGCUCGGCCUCAGCCUCUUCGCAGUCCUCGUCGCCACUGCCAUCGUGGUGCUGGCCCGGCGGCUGCGCCUUAAGAAGGUCCCAGCGCAGGGGACACCCAAAUACCGCUUCCGAAAGAGGGACAAGGUGCUUUUCUACGGGCGCAAGAUCAUGCGCAAGGUCUCCCAGUCCACCUCCUCCCUGGUGGACACCACCAUCUCCAGCACCUCGCGGCCCCGCAUGAAGAAGAAGCUCAAGAUGCUCAACAUUGCCAAAAAGUUCCUGCGCAUCCAGAAGGAGCUGCCCACGCUGCAGCUGAAGGAGCCCCCGCCCUCCGUGCUGGAAGCCGACCUGACCGAAUUUGACGUGGCCAAUUCUCACCUACCCUCCGAGGUGCUCUACAUGCUCAAAAAUGUCCGGGUGCUGGGACACUUUGAGAAGCCGCUGUUCCUGGAGCUCUGCAAGCACAUGGUUUUCCAGCAGUGUCAGCAAGGGGAUUACGUCUUCCGACCCGGUCAGCCCGACACCAGCAUCUACGUGCUGCAGGAUGGCAAGCUGGAGCUGCUCCUGACCGAGCCGGAUGGAAAGGAGACGGUGAUGAAAGAGGUGUUCCCCGGAGAUAGCGUGCACAGCCUGCUCAGCAUCCUCGAUGUCAUCACGGGCCACCAGCGGCCGUACCGGACGGUGUGCGCGCGGGCGGCUGAGGACUCCACCGUGCUGCGGCUGCCGGUUGAAGCCUUCUCAGCCGUCUUCGAGAAAUACCCCGAAAGUUUGGUGCGGGUGGUGCAGAUCAUCAUGGUGCGCUUGCAGCGUGUCACCUUCCUGGCGCUGCACAAUUACUUGGGAUUGACCAACGAGCUUUUCAGCCACGAGAUGCAGCCGCUGCGGCUCUUCCCACAGCCUGGCCACGCCACCCGCACCAGCCCCGUCCGCCACAGCAAGCGGGGGCUCAGCGCUGCCGAAGAGGGCAGGGAAAGGCAAAUGGAGCUGGUUGAGCCGCUGAAAGCCGGAGCCCUGGAUGCCCCCGCGCCGCCGCUGCUGAGCCGCUGCAUCUCCAUGCCAGUGGAUAUCUCUGGCAUCCAGAAGGGUCCCCGCUCCGACUUUGACAUGGCCUACGAGCGCGGCCGCAUCUCGGUGUCGCUGCAGGAGGACAGCACCGGCGCCAUGGCCGCCUUCUCCCGGUCCGUCUCGCACGAGCCCAAGGAGCGCAAGUCGGUGACGGUGGAGGAGCAGCCCUCAGGUGUCUACCGCUACAACUACUGCGAGGACGACUCAGCGAGCGGGGACUGGCCCUUUGGGCCCUACCAGGGCCGCCAGACCAGCGCCAUCUUUGAGGCUGCCAAGCGGGAGCUGGUCAAGCUGAUGAAGGUGGAGGACCCUUCUCUGCUCAACAAUCGCGUUUUGCUCCAUCAUGCGAAAGCCGGCACGGUCAUUGCCCGUCAAGGGGACCAGGACGUGAGCCUCCACUUUGUGCUGUGGGGCUGCCUGCACGUGUACCAGAGGAUGAUCGACAAGGCGGAGGACGUCUGCCUCUUCCUGACGCAGCCUGGCGAGAUGGUGGGGCAGCUGGCUGUGCUCACUGGCGAGCCCCUCAUCUUCACCAUCAAGGCCAACCGUGACUGCACCUUCCUCAAGAUCUCCAAAUCGGACUUCUACGAGAUCAUGCGGGAGCAGCCCAGCGUGGUGCUGAGUGUCGCCCACACCGUGGCUGCCCGCAUGUCACCCUUCGUGCGCCAGAUGGACUUCGCCAUCGACUGGAUGGCAGUGGAGGCCGGCCGGGCGCUCUACAGGCAGGGCGACAAGUCGGACUGCACCUACAUCGCGCUCAACGGGCGCCUCCGCUCCGUCAUCCAGAAGGGCAGCGGCAAGAAGGAGCUCAUUGGGGAGUACGGCCGUGGGGACCUCAUCGGCGUGGUGGAAGCCCUCACCCGGCAGCCCCGUGCCACCACGGUCCACGCGGUCCGGGACACAGAGCUGGCUAAGCUGCCUGAGGGCACCUUGAACAACAUCAAGCGUCGAUACCCCCAGGUUGUCACCCGUCUCAUCCACCUCCUGAGCCAGAAGAUCUUGGGAAACCUCCAGCAGCUCCGCGGCCCCUUUGCAGGCUCUGGUUUGGGCAUGGCCUCCAGCUCGGAGCCCACCAACCCUACCAGCAACCUGUCAACGGUGGCGGUGCUGCCGGUGUGUGACGAUGUGCCAACGGCCGCCUUCACGUUGGAGCUCAAGCAUGCGCUUAAUGCCAUUGGUCCUACGCUGCUCCUCACCAGCGACAUCAUCCGCGCUCGACUUGGCUCCUCGGCGCUUGACAGCAUCCAGGAGUACCGCCUGUCGGGCUGGCUGGCACAGCAAGAAGACAUCCACCGCAUCGUGCUCUACCAAACCGACUGCACCCUGACGCCAUGGACCGUGCGCUGCAUCCGUCAGGCUGACUGCAUCCUCAUCAUAGGCUUGGGCGACCAGGAGCCGGUGCUGGGAGAGCUGGAGCAGAUGCUGGAGAACACGGCGGUGCGUGCGCUGAAGCAGCUGGUCCUCCUGCACCGCGAGGAUGGCCCCAGCCCGUCCCGCACUGUCGAGUGGCUCAACAUGCGGAGCUGGUGCUCGGGCCACCUGCACAUCAAGUGUCCCCGACGUGUCUUCUCCCGUCGCAGCCCCGCCAAGCUGCGGGAGAUGUACGAGAAGGUCUUUGAGAAGAGCGCUGAUCGGCACAGCGACUUCUCCCGCCUGGCGCGGGUGCUCACGGGUAACACCAUUGCCCUUGUCCUGGGGGGCGGCGGAGCCAGGGGCUGCUCCCACAUUGGGGUAAUCAAGUCGAUGGAGGAAGCGGGGAUCCCCAUUGACAUGGUUGGUGGCACCUCCAUUGGCUCCUUCAUCGGGGCGCUGUACGCCGAGGAGCGCAGCGCUGUGCGCACCAAGCAGCGGGCGCGCGAGUGGGCCAAGUGCAUGAAUUCGGUGUUCGAGACCGUCCUGGAUCUCACCUACCCCAUCACCUCCAUGUUUUCGGGCUCAGCCUUCAACGCCAGCAUCAACAAGGUUUUCCAGGACAAGCAGAUCGAGGACCUUUGGCUUCCCUACUUCAACGUCACGACUGACAUCACGGCCUCGGCCAUGCGGGUGCACACGGACGGCUCGCUCUGGCGGUACGUGCGAGCCAGCAUGACCCUUUCUGGGUACCUACCGCCACUCUGCGACCCCAAGGACGGCAACUUGCUGAUGGACGGUGGUUACAUCAACAACCUGCCAGCCGACAUCGCCCGCAACAUGGGUGCCAAGACGGUGAUCGCCAUCGACGUGGGCAGCCAGGAUGAGACGGACCUGUGCAACUAUGGGGACAGCCUGUCAGGCUGGUGGCUGCUCUGGAAACGCCUCAACCCCUGGGCUGAGAAAGUCAAGGUGCCUGACAUGGCAGAGAUCCAGUCGCGGUUGGCCUACGUGUCAUGCGUGCGGCAGCUGGAGGUGGUGAAGUCCAGCUCGUACUGCGAGUACAUCCGCCCCCCCAUUGACCGCUUCAAGACCAUGGAUUUUGGCAAGUUCGACGAGAUCUACGACGUGGGGUACCAGCACGGCAAGGUGGUCUUCGAUGGUUGGAGCCGGGGCGACAUCAUCGAGAAGAUGGUGAAGGACCGACGCUCGGCUGACUUCUAUGAGAGCAAACGCAUGGACGUGAGCAGGGGUGGCACCGGGGUCUGCAGGUGGCAGUGGCUGCAUGGGACCUGCCCCAGGGCAUCCUGGCAUGGGCCACCCAAGCCCUCGCACCUCUUGAGCAGCUUUUGUCCUUCUUUGCCCAUACUGCCCCCCCCAGUACCCUUCCACUGCCUUACCCAUCUCACAUCCCCCAUCCUCGCCCCUCUCAUGGUUAGGGGCACAUCUCACACACCUUCCCCUCUAUUUCCCCCCCCGCCCCAUAGGUGCUCACAUGCCCCAGCGCUGGCUUCACGGACCUGGCAGAGAUCAUCUCCCGCAUCGAGCCCGCCAAGCCCUACCCAUCGGAUGGCUACGCGGACGAAGAGUCCGACUACCUCACUGAGUACGAGGACGAGGGGCCGGAGCUCACGCGUGGUGAGGAGGAAGCAUUUGCCCCGACCGAGUGGCCCGGAGCUGGCACUUUGGAGGCUGAGGAUGAGAAGAGCCUGCGGCACCGUCUGAGCCCAGCCCGAGCCUCCUCCAUGUCCCACACGUGAGCCCAGAUGGCACCGAAGGAGCCCAAGAGCAGCCCCGGGUGCUGCCCUGGCACUACCUCCACACCCCAGGGCCCCCCCGACCCCCUCUUCCAUGGCCGCUUCCCCGGCCAGGGCUCAGCCCCGUGGCACUUUCCCACUCGCCCCAGGCUUGUCCCCACUACUGUCCCCAAGCUGGGGUGACAACGGGGGCUCCAGGGACCCCUCCCCUCGUUUUCCGCCAUCCUGCACUGUUGCACUGGCCCAAAUCCCUCCUCCGUGGCCUGGCCAUGCCCUGCUUUGCCGCAGGACUGACCUCGUGGUGUGGGGGAGAAGUGACUGCUGUAUAUUUUCUUUUUUUUUUUUUUUUUUUUUUUUAAUUAUUAUUAUUUAAAACAAACCUGGCACUGUUUCUCCUGCUGGAAUAAAGCUUCAAGGCUGGGGGCUGGCGGUGGCCAGCAGACAACAACCACCAGAUGACACCAUCAAA
Molecule: messenger RNA, 5046 nt
Organism: Cygnus olor (mute swan)
Lineage: Eukaryota; Metazoa; Chordata; Aves; Anseriformes; Anatidae
Gene: PNPLA6
Product: patatin like phospholipase domain containing 6
Exons: 35
Coding region: 310-4545 (1411 amino acids)
Biological process (GO): phosphatidylcholine metabolic process
Cellular component (GO): endoplasmic reticulum
Molecular function (GO): phosphatidylcholine lysophospholipase A1 activity
Source: RefSeq, a predicted model, not a curated record